Amphiprion ocellaris (clown anemonefish) is the source of this 1426-nucleotide messenger RNA. RefSeq names its product transmembrane domain-containing protein TMIGD3-like. The transcript is spliced from 5 exons. Lineage: Eukaryota; Metazoa; Chordata; Actinopteri; Pomacentridae. The record is from RefSeq and is a predicted model, not a curated record. The coding region runs from base 105 to 1028 and encodes 307 amino acids.
GAAAGCAGGUGAUUUAGCCCUGGGACACAAUCCGUCAUCCGGGCUGCUGUCUUACUGUGUACCUGCAGAAUCUGACUGUGUGGACUGGAGGUAAACCGGGAGUGAUGGGAGCCAACUGGGUCUCACAGAGAACAACUACAGCUCUAAUUGUUACUCUUCUGCAGAUCCGAGCUCUGAUCAGCGUCAAAACUACAGCUGUUACUGGAGUAGAGGGCCAAACAUUUGACUUCAGAUGUGAAUAUCCGAGCAGCCGGCAGAGCUAUGCCAAGUACUUCUGCCGUGUUGAUGAUAAAGAUUCCCAAAGUCACCUGAUACGGACAGAAAGACACGACCAAUGGGAAAGAGAAGGUCGAUUCUCUCUGUACGACAACACCUCUGGAGCAUUUUUCAUCGUCAGGGUGGAUGAACUCACCUUAAAGGACACUGGAACGUACUGGUGCGGGGUGGAUAUCAGCUAUCUUCCUGAUCAUAUCAGCGUCAUACAGCUGAAUGUUACCAGAAAUCAUCAUCUAUACACAUUUCAUCCAGCUAAUAUAACACCGGCCAAUCCAAUGAACCAAGCAGUGGACAAGGUUCACCUGCCGCUGUUCCUGACUGCAGUGAUGUGUGUGGCAGCGAUGCCGUUUGUGUGUCUGUUUACAUUCUGUCUUCAGCUGGCUGUGAAAAACAGAAGGUCAAGACACCGCCAGAACAGAGAGAUGUCAUCUGAGUACGAGACGAUGAUGCCCGGCGUCAGAACUGAACCCGAGUUUCGCUGCAGCUGUUCAGCUCCAGACCCUCCUGAUCUUUCAGCUUUACCUCAACCACCGAGUGACUUCUGCCCUCAUCUAAUGUCAAAGCAUCGCGAGUCCGACAUCACUCUAGACCUCGGCGAUUACGUCGAUGUGGAUGUUCCAGGGCACAUGUGCCAGUACCAACAUCUGGAUCUCAGCCGGUUGGAGGAGCACGUCUAUCACUGCCUUCAUGGAAACAACGGUCCUAAACAUGGACCUGUGAAAGAGCAGAUUCCCUGUUAUUGUAACUAUUGAAGGAUAAUUUUAGAGUUAGUCACAACUUAGAUACUAUUUUGUAGUCGCAGUAUUAAUAUUAAUAGAAAUGAUAGCCACAUUUACAACAAUAGGAUCCAAGUUUUAACAAACCAGGAUUAUUCUUUACUAUGUGUGGAUGAUGAAAGAGUUGAGACAUUUAAAUGAUUUGGAUCUUUAGCAAGUAAAGUUAAUAUAGUGCAAAUUUACUGCAAUGCUUUGUUAUUUUUAGAGAAAUACAUGACAUUUUGAAUGGCGCUAAGAAAAGCCUAUACUAUAGUUUGAGGAGGAAUGGCAACACAAGCUGUCAGAUUGACCGAAAUCCAGCAAGUUUUGAUGCUUUAACUAAUGUCCCUUUGCUUUGCAAUAUAUUUCGCCAAAUAAAAGAAAAGUGGAGGUUG